ACAAUUACCUCUAUAACUACGUAUUCCUAUCCCUACUAUUAAAAAACCUUGGAAUUUUGCAUUUGGUCAAACAAUUUGUGCCAUGGCGCCGAAUCAACGUCAACGUCAGCUUUUUAUUUCAAAGAAAGAAUUAAAAAAGAUCAAUGGCAGAAGAUUUUCAAAACCUGAAGAAUCGUCUGGUAUUGGUAUCAUUUAUCCCGGAGUAGAUACAGCGUUUAAAUUACUUUUAUCUGUUAGAUUUUGUUCUGCUAUAUGGAGUCACAUAACUGACUGCGACGAAACAUAUAAUUAUUGGGAACCAAGUCACUACUUGCUUUAUGGAAACGGCCAACAAACAUGGGAAUACAGUCCGCAAUAUGCAUUAAGAUCUUACGUGUACCUAUUAAUUCAUAUGGUACCAGCUAAAGUUUAUCAUUAUUUGUUAGAGCCAAAUCCUGUGUUAGUCUUCUAUUUUGUGAGAUGCCUACUAUGUGUAGGUUGCGCAUUAUCUGAAGUGUACUUCUAUAAGAAAGUAUGCAGAGAAUUUGGACUUCAUAUAGGAAGACUAACAUUUGUCUUCCUUAUUGUGAGUUCUGGAAUGUACAUUGCAAGUGCUGCAUUCUUACCAUCUUCAUUUUCAAUGUAUUUAAGUACUGUUGCCAUAGCAGCUUGGUACGGACGUCAAUAUGAAUUAGCUAUUUUUGCCACUGCUAUAUCUGCAUUAUUAGGGUGGCCAUUUGCAGCAUUACUUGGAGUUCCAAUUGCGAUAGAAAUGUUAAUUUGUAAGCAAGAAUGGAUCAAAUUUUUAAAGUGGGUUAUUAUAUCCGGUGUUGUUAUCUUGGUACCAAUGGUAUGGAUCGAUUCAAUGUAUUAUGGAAAAUUAGUAAUAGCACCAUUAAACAUUGUGAUGUACAAUGUUUUUACUAAUCAUGGUCCAAAUAUUUAUGGGACAGAACCUCUCAGUUACUAUAUCUACAACGGAUUUUUAAAUUUCAAUUUUAUUUUCAUUGGCGCACUUUGGGCUCCGUUUGGAUUGCUUUUAGUAUGGUUGUUUGUACCAGAACGUCCAAGGAACAAACAGUGUUUGUCAUAUUGGUAUUCUUUGGCACCUUUAUACUGUUGGUUUCUGGUUUUCUUUCUUCAAUCUCAUAAGGAGGAAAGAUUUUUAUUUCCUGUAUAUCCAAUGAUCUGUUUGGCUGGAGCAGUAGCUGUGGAUGUCGUUCAAAAAUUGUACUUUUUUAUAAGAACAAAACUCAGCCCCUUGCAUAUCGCUUAUCAUUAUUUGCAAUACACAAUUCACAUUACUCUCCUUACUGUUUUAAUAUGUGGCUUCCUUGGUGUAUCCAGAUCCUUAGCAAUAUAUAAGGGCUAUUAUGCACCAAUGGAAAUAAUGAUUGAAAGUAACAAGUUUGGAUCAGAAGGAGAUAUUUCAACAGACAUGAAUAUAAAUUUUUGCAUUGGCAAGGAAUGGCAUCGGUUUUCAAGUAGUUUUUUUUUCCCAUCGAAUAAUUGGAAACUUCAGUUCUUGAGGUCCGAAUUUAGAGGACAAUUACCACAGCCUUAUCUAGAUCAUGAAAAUGCAACUACUGUAAUUCAACCCAAUUUUAAUGAUAUGAACAGAGAAGAACCAUCGCGUUAUUUUAAUUUAGAAAAGUGCCAUUUUAUAGUAGAUCUAGAUGUUGGAAUUGAGACCGCUUUGGAACCGAAUUAUGCUCGAUUAAGUGAUAAUUUUACUGUAAUAAAAUCUUCCAAAUUUUUAGAUUCUGCAAGAUCACAUCAGUUUUUCAGGGCGUUUUAUAUACCUUUUGUAUCUCGUAAAUUUUGUACAUAUGGUUCAUAUAAUUUGUUGCGAAAUACUAAAUUGAAGCCCGUUUCUCAGACGUCAAAGGAGAAAGAUACAAAGACCUCUUGAACAACGAUUUUCAAACAUGUCUAUAAUUUUGAUAUACAGGGUCUGUAUCAGGUGAAUUAUACCAAAAAAUGGAGUCACUGGAAGCAAUUUAAAAUUUAUACGUAUAUUGCGUCAUUUUUUAGAUUUUACUGAAAUUUCUAAAGAAACUGCAUUUCACAAUGCAUUCUACAUCUACUACAUACGUGAAAAAAACUUUUUCUAUUAAAGUUUACUAGAUCAAGACUUAAUGUUCUAAUAAACGAUAACUAAUCUAAUCAUAAAUGUUCUUUGUAUGACUAUUGCAUAAAUAUAUAUUAAACAUUGUAGGUGACAUAGUAUUCGUAUAUUGGUAUGACUACAUUCUAACGUGCAUCGAGUUGUUUCAUGAUCGCUUGAAAAAGUGAAUACCGUGAAUGCACGCAAUUAUAAGACAAAAUAAUUAAGACGUUAUAUUUUUUUCAAACAAAAUUACAUUUGUUACAAAUCUUUUAAUUAAAAUCAUACGCUUUCGCAUACAAUGAAAUAUUUAUUUUACACCGAAUGAAAUUUUGUACAUAUGUUAGUGAAAAUUAAAGUAGGAUGUUUUUAAGAAUGUACAUAUUAUUGCUUUCGAUUUUAUAUAAGCUAUAAAUUAUUGUACGGCAGUUAAGAACAUUCGGUACCUUAAUUUAAACAUUGUGGUCCUAAGGAAAGAUUAUUAGCGUUAGAGGCUUAUCAAUGUAGACUACACCAACGUACAUAUUCGAUUGUAGUAGCAUUCAUAUAAUAAUUUGAUGUAAUACAUCAUGUUUUAUAUUCUUAUAUAAUAAAUCACUAUAUGAUUAAGACUAA
Molecule: messenger RNA, 2701 nt
Organism: Megalopta genalis
Lineage: Eukaryota; Metazoa; Arthropoda; Insecta; Hymenoptera; Halictidae
Gene: Alg9
Product: alpha-1,2-mannosyltransferase Alg9
Biological process (GO): protein N-linked glycosylation
Cellular component (GO): endoplasmic reticulum membrane
Molecular function (GO): alpha-1,2-mannosyltransferase activity
Source: RefSeq, a predicted model, not a curated record